UAAAGCAGGGUAGUGAUGGAGAGGUGAGAGGAGAGUGUCAGGAAAGAGACAAAGAUCUUCCAGCUACAGACUCAACACUUGUUCCAGCAUCUCCUGUGACCAUUACCAUGGCUUCAGCUGUCAUACCUGCGCUGAGUGUGAUUCUCUGUGCACUGGCACUCAUUCUCUACAGCAGUCCCGCAGAGGCUCAAGCAGACUUAGCAUUGGACUGUUGCCUGACUGUUAGCCACAAAGUCAUCCCUAAACAAGUCCUCCUCACUUACCGGAAGCAGAUCAAAGGUGACGGCUGCUCCCUUGAUGCUGUUGUAUUCGUGACCAGGAAAGGUCUGCACCUUUGUGCCCCACCUGUCACUGAAGAGCAGUGGGUUAAAGAGAAUGUCAAGUUUCUGGACACUAGGCUCAAGAAGUGCAAAGAAACCAAAUUCCAUGAGAAACGCUGUCAUGCCCUGAAGAAUUUGUCUAUUUGAGUGAACACACACACACACACACACACACACACACACACACACACACACACACACACACACACACACACACUCAGACACUCACGCACACACAUAUUCAAUGGCAGCUAAUGAACUAAUUUUGACAUAGAUCAUUUCUCCUAUAACAUCUUCCUGUCCUUUUUUUACCUGAUCAAAGCAGGCCAAGUUGUGUGAUCUCAUUAUUCACAAAUGCAUUUUUUUCCCUCUUUGUUUGUUCUAUUUAGAUAUAAUCAUCUUGAUGCAUUAAUAAACGAGUUGACAUUA
Megalobrama amblycephala (Wuchang bream) is the source of this 749-nucleotide messenger RNA. RefSeq names its product chemokine (C-C motif) ligand 19a, tandem duplicate 1 (gene ccl19a.1). The record is from RefSeq and is a predicted model, not a curated record. Gene Ontology annotation, biological process: cellular response to type II interferon; cellular response to tumor necrosis factor; immune response. The coding region runs from base 108 to 467 and encodes 119 amino acids. Lineage: Eukaryota; Metazoa; Chordata; Actinopteri; Cypriniformes; Xenocyprididae. The transcript has 4 exons. Gene Ontology annotation, molecular function: chemokine activity; CCR chemokine receptor binding. Gene Ontology annotation, cellular component: extracellular region.